Messenger RNA from Bombyx mori (domestic silkworm), 923 nucleotides. Its product is annotated as BPTI/Kunitz domain-containing protein. NCBI's taxonomy places the organism in Eukaryota, Metazoa, Arthropoda, Insecta, Lepidoptera, Bombycidae. Gene Ontology annotation, molecular function: serine-type endopeptidase inhibitor activity. The record is from RefSeq and is a predicted model, not a curated record. Bases 228 to 836 code for a protein of 202 amino acids. The transcript is spliced from 5 exons.
UCACAUAUAAACUGUUUUCAAACGAGUUGAUAGCUCUUUGAAAUAAAAUCCUGUAAAAUUUUAUCACAUCGAAUUUUUCAUAAAGCAGUAGGAAUAACGUUGAGCGAAACGUAAAUUCUUGAAUUUGAAUGGUCGUAACUUUUAUGGUGUUGUAAAGUUUAUAUUGUAAAUUUUUAUUAUAUUCGCGGUCAGUGUUGUUCGUUGAGGGCUUUACGAGAAAAUUUGAAAUGCUCAAAUUGUUUAUGCUAUUAGUCUCAAUGUUUAUUUCAUUGCCCAGUAACGGAGGUAGCGAAACAACAUUAACUACUGCAACAAUACGUGCCAGUACAUCUGCUAAGCCAACGGUGAUCUAUCGAAGGAUUUAUAAUGAGAGCAGUAACACGAUUCAUAGCAAAAAUAUAAUUCAUAACGCGAGAAGAAUUAAAAUUUUAGGUGGUCCGACUCUGUGGGAUUGGGAUAUUUGGUGUCAAUUACAGCCCAAAAAAGGAAAUUGUUCUGAGAACGUACUGAAAUAUUAUUAUAACGCGGAUUUAGAUCAGUGUUUAACGUUCGAAUACACUGGAUGUCAGGGUAAUUUAAAUAAAUUUCAUACGCAAGCAGAUUGCGAGGGGCGAUGUAAAGGAGCAUCUUUGAUGAUGAUCAGAGAAAGUGCUCCGAUCACAUAUUGUUCUCUGCAAGUAAAUGCUGGAUAUUGCUUGGGGCUGCUACGGAGAUAUUACUAUGAUGUUAACGAAGCAACAUGUAAAGAAUUCACGUACGGAGGCUGCGGCGGCAACCAAAAUAACUUUGAAACUAUGAGAAAGUGCUCGCGAGAGUGUCAGACUAACUUUGAGUGACUCGUUCCCGUAUAGGAUACUUCUAACAUAGUUUAUCUCCCCAUAAGUGUAAAUUAACAUUUUAAUAAAUAUUUUUCAAACAUAAAA